Messenger RNA from Bombina bombina (fire-bellied toad), 1605 nucleotides. RefSeq names its product Tu translation elongation factor, mitochondrial (gene TUFM). The coding region runs from base 60 to 1418 and encodes 452 amino acids. Gene Ontology annotation, cellular component: mitochondrion. Lineage: Eukaryota; Metazoa; Chordata; Amphibia; Anura; Bombinatoridae. Gene Ontology annotation, biological process: mitochondrial translational elongation. The record is from RefSeq and is a predicted model, not a curated record. The transcript has 11 exons. Gene Ontology annotation, molecular function: GTP binding; GTPase activity; translation elongation factor activity.
AUAAGAUGUCAAAUAGUAUCCAUUUCCGGUAUUAAGUGCUAAUUUCCGUUUUUCCCAAGAUGGCUGCGCGCGUGGUGCUGUCUGCAUGUCGAUUCGCCGUUUUCUCUGGAGCUCCUGCGCGUAGCCUGAGGAUAUCAAAAUGGCCAAACCCUACAGCUCGCUUCUGUCCUCUCCUGCUCAGGGGCUACGCUGCAGAUGCAAAGAAAACAUAUGUGAGGGACAAACCUCACGUAAACAUCGGCACCAUUGGUCACGUAGACCACGGCAAGACCACGCUAACAGCUGCCAUUACUAAGAUAUUAGCAGAAGCUGGUGGAGCAAAGUUUAAGAAGUAUGAGGAAAUUGACAACGCCCCUGAGGAGAAGGCCAGGGGAAUCACCAUAAACGCAUCACAUGUGGAGUAUACCACAGCAAACAGGCACUAUGCGCACACAGACUGCCCAGGACAUGCUGACUAUGUGAAGAACAUGAUCACAGGCACAUCUCAGAUGGACGGCUGUAUCCUGGUGGUAGCAGCUACUGAUGGACAGAUGCCACAGACAAGGGAACACCUUCUGCUUGCCAAACAGAUCGGUGUGAAGCACAUUGUUGUGUUCAUUAACAAAGCUGACGCUGUGGAUGACAAGGAGAUGUUGGAUUUGGUAGAGCUGGAAGUGCGAGAGCUGCUGACAGAAUUUGGAUACGACGGGGAGAACACGCCGGUUAUCACAGGAUCCGCUCUGUGUGCACUCGAGAAUAAGAAGCCUGACAUUGGGCUGAAUUCCAUCAUGAAGCUUCUAGAUGCUGUGGACACUUAUAUUCCUGUCCCUCCUCGAGAGCUGGAAAAGCCCUUCUUAUUGCCCGUUGAGGCCGUCUACUCAAUUCCAGGCAGGGGGACAGUAGUAACGGGAACCUUGGAGAGAGGGGUGGUUAAGAAAGGUGAUGAAUGUGAGUUUGUUGGCCGGAACAAAUACAUCAAAUCUGUGGUUACAGGUAUUGAGAUGUUCCACCAAAACUUGGACCGUGCAGAGGCUGGAGAUAACCUGGGUGCGUUGAUAAGGGGCUUAAAGAGAGAGGAUGUGCGCCGUGGGAUGGUUAUGUGCAAGACUGGGUCCAUCCAACCCCACCAGAAGAUCCAAGCUCAGGUGUACAUCCUCAGUAAGGAGGAAGGAGGGCGGCAUAAGCCGUUUGUUAGUAACUUCCUGCCUGUCAUGUUCUCCCUGACAUGGGACAUGUCCUGUCGGGUCACCCUUCCUGCUAAUAAGGAAAUGGUGAUGCCUGGAGAAGACUCCGCCCUCACCCUGACCCUGCGACAGCCUAUGGUUUUAGAAAUUGGUCAGCGAUUCACUUUGCGUGAUGGGAACAAGACUAUAGGUACAGGUCUGGUCACAGAUAUUCUGCAGAUGAAACCGGAAGAUGAGACAAACUGGGGGAGCUGAAUCUCACAAUACCGAACUUUUGGGGGGUGGUUGGUUCUAUUGGACAAAAUAACGGAGAAACAGCCAGGAGCAGCACUUAUGGCAACCUGCCCCGUCACCCUAUCCUCUCCCCCUCUUACCACUGUAAAAUAUUCCCUUUCCCAAAUCCAAGCUCUGGCAAUUAGUCUAUAAUAAAUACUGUUUGUAA